CCAGCUCUGACGUUCCUUAUCACCCCAAUGUCAUAAAAAUACACUGCCGGUUUAUAAUAUCCUCUACGACACGUCCACACGCAGUGUCACCAUCACAGGCCCAGCUCACCAUCAAACCACCACCAUCAUGGGCCACAAACAGCAUGAUACGCCCAAAAAGGCACGACUACGUGGUGCCUUUACAUUUCUCACUGAAAAUGGCUACAAGUUUAAGAAAUUAGACCUAUAUGAGUUCUUCGACAUCAGCGAGAGGACAGGUCGCGAGUAUCUGAGGGACCCGUACGGGUGUGACCGUACCCGCCAUAACAACCCGGAUCUCCCAGAGGCCCGCGGGCGCAAGCGGAAGGUCGUCGACGAAGACGCUGUCGACGAGAAUGGAAAGCCUGUUAAGAGGAGGAAGAGGCAACCCGCAAAGAAGAAGAAUAAUUCUCGAAAGAAAACAGGCGCAGUGAAGGCUCCUACGCGCGCCUCGGAGAAACAAACUAGUGGCAAUCCGCCGGCAAACGAAUUACCAAAGGCAAUACCACAAGCAGUACCACAAGCAGUACCACAUGCUGUCGACCAACUGCCUGGCCUGUCUCAACCUGGCCCAUCCCAAGCUCAACCCGUUCCCUCUGGCAGCUAUGUCAGCUCUUACACCUCUAGUUACACUUUCUGGUAA
Molecule: messenger RNA, 661 nt
Organism: Colletotrichum godetiae
Lineage: Eukaryota; Fungi; Ascomycota; Sordariomycetes; Glomerellales; Glomerellaceae
Exons: 2
Coding region: 128-661 (177 amino acids)
Source: RefSeq, a predicted model, not a curated record